AUGAUCCGCCCGCUCUGGGGUAGCCUACGGGCCGGAGCCCUGAGGCGCGGCAGUGGCGCCCCCGACUGGCCGCCCGGCGAGGGAGUCCUCUCGCCGCCGCCGCCGCGAUCGAAUCACUCGCGCCCUGCCUGGCACCUGCCGCGAGAAGCUGGACUGCGGAGGGCCAAGUUCUCACGGCCCGAGCCUCUCGAGGCCUUGAUCUCUGCAGACGGUGCCCCGAGACCCCCGGGACCCCAGUCCGGGGAGGCUCCGUUUCCGCUGAACCCCUCAGAUACUCCUCCCUCGGCAAGUGGCCGAGGACGCCGAAGCGGUAUUCCUCGCAGCGACGCCCCCCACCCCGAUUCCCUAGAUUGGAUCACGAUGAAAAGAACCCUACAGCGUAGCUCCUCCAAUCAGACGCCACGCGAGGUUCCUCCUCCCACUAUGCGCCUCGGUUCUACAAAGCCUCACUCAUUUAGGGACGGCCCAGGCUUGGGCAUCGCGGAGCUCGGUCUGAAUCCCGGGGGACCCCCUGUCAAGCAGAUACCCCUUCACUCCAACCUGGGGGAGGUCCCGCCCACAGACACCAUCCCAACCCCACCCUGGCCGAAUCCCAGCCCAGCGUCCCCACAGCCCCGGACCAGGUGGUUCAAAUGUCCCCUCGCCACCCCCGCCCCUUCUUCAGUCGCCCCGCGCCCUCCCCCGCGCGCAGCUCACCGCCGCCUCCCGCGGAUCUCCAGUUUUCGACAGCUUCCACGACCGGCUCCUUUAAAACCAGCCUCACCUAACGCUGCCCAACCACUAAGGGCUUUCUUCCCUCAACCUUCCCGCGCCACCCAAUCGCUAGACCCCUUCUUCCGGGUUGGUGAGAAACGAAGUGAAGCCGCUCAACGGCCAUCACCCUUAGGGGCAAGAAGCCAAAUCGGACAGCACCGCCAUGGUAGUUAA
Molecule: messenger RNA, 927 nt
Organism: Chinchilla lanigera (long-tailed chinchilla)
Lineage: Eukaryota; Metazoa; Chordata; Mammalia; Rodentia; Chinchillidae
Product: proline-rich receptor-like protein kinase PERK10
Exons: 1
Coding region: 1-927 (308 amino acids)
Source: RefSeq, a predicted model, not a curated record